AUGAGUCGCAACCUCCUCGUUGGUGCUGGCCUACUGGCCCUGGCCCAAUUGAAUCCAGUUCUCGCUGCUUCUGCCCUUGUCUCCCAUGAAGCUCUAGCCACGCUUCCACCUGGCUGGGACAAGGUCAACACCCCAGCUGGUCACACGAACAUUCAAUUGUCUGUCGCCCUCACUCUGCAAAACAUCGAGCAACUCCAGAGUCACUUGCAGUCCGUGUCCACCCCCGGUUCUUCCGGUUACGGUCAAUACCUCGACUCCGACGACAUUGCCGCUCAGUAUGGCCCCAGCGAUGCGUCUGUUGAUGCAGUCACCAAGUGGUUGAAGGAGGCCGGUAUCACUGAGAUCCACAACAACGGCCAGUCGAUCAACUUUGCAACAACUGUCAGCAAGGCUAACAAGUUGCUCGGAGCCGACUUCCACUACUAUUCCGAUGGUGGUGCCACUAAGCUGCGUACCUUGGCUUAUUCCGUCCCCAGUGACCUGCAGGCCGCCAUUGACCUCGUCUCUCCAACUACUUAUUUUGGAAAGACCACUGCUUCUCGCAGCAUUCAGACCUACAGUAACAAGCGCGCCUCAACUACUACGAAAUCUGGAUCGAGCUCCGUGGCUGUCGCCGCUUCCUGCCAAACCAGCAUCACUCCUGCCUGCUUGAAACAGAUGUAUAAUGUCGGAAACUAUACCCCGAGCGUUGCUUCCGGCAGUCGUGUGGGUUUCGGUAGCUUCUUGAACCAAUCUGCUAUCUAUGAUGACUUGUUCACAUACGAAAAGGUCAACGGUAUUCCAAACCAGAACUGGACUAAGGUGAUCAUUGCAAAUGCCCCCAACGAUCAAGACCCCAAUGAUGGCAAUUAUGGCGAAGCCAAUCUCGAUGUUCAGAACAUCGUCGGUAUUUCCCACCCUCUCCCCGUCACCGAGUUCUUAACCGGUGGUUCGCCUCCUUUCGUUCCCAGCCUCGAUACCCCAACCAACGAGAACGAGCCAUACAUUCCAUACUACGAAUACCUCUUGUCUCAGAAGAACGCCGAUUUGCCUCAGGUGAUUUCCAACUCCUACGGUGAUGACGAGCAGUCCGUUCCCUACAAGUAUGCCGUUCGUGCCUGCAACCUCAUCGGUUUGACUGGCUUGCGAGGUAUCACGGUUUUGGAAUCUAGCGGUGAUCUUGGUGUUGGUGCCGGAUGCCUCAGCAAUGACGGCAAGAACAAGACUCAAUUUGAUGCUAUCUUCCCAGCCACUUGCCCAUACAUUACCGCCGUUGGAGGUACCCAGGCUGUGACUCCUGAAAUUGCCUGGACGGCCAGUUCCGGUGGUUUCAGCUACUACUUCCCUCGUCCGUGGUACCAGAGAAAAGCAAUCGAGACUUAUCUCGGUCUCCUCGACGACUCCACGAAGCAAUACUACUCCCAAUACACCAACUUCGAAGGACGUGGGUUCCCUGACGUUGCAGCCCACAGUUUGCUCCCAGACUACCAGGUUGUUGGAGGUGGUGAGCUUCAGCGUAGUGGAGGUACCUCCGCUGCCUCGCCUGUCUUUGCUGGUAUUAUUGCACUCUUGAAUGAUGCUCGUCUUUCUGCCGGCAAGCCCACUCUAGGAUUCUUGAACCCCUUCAUCUACUAUGCAGGAUACAAGGGCUUGAACGACAUCACCGGUGGAAAGUCCAUUGGCUGCAACGGUGUCAAUGGCCAGACCGGCGGCACUGUCCCCGGUGGUGGCGUUGUUCCCGGUGCUGCAUGGAACUGCACCACAGGCUGGGACCCGGCCACUGGUCUUGGUACCCCUGACUUUCAAAAGCUGAAAGAACUCGUGCUUAGCUUUUAA
This is a messenger RNA of Talaromyces marneffei, 1815 nucleotides long. RefSeq lists its product as uncharacterized. The record is from RefSeq and is a predicted model, not a curated record. The transcript is spliced from 2 exons. Gene Ontology annotation, molecular function: tripeptidyl-peptidase activity; serine-type endopeptidase activity. Bases 1 to 1815 code for a protein of 604 amino acids. Gene Ontology annotation, biological process: proteolysis. NCBI's taxonomy places the organism in Eukaryota, Fungi, Ascomycota, Eurotiomycetes, Eurotiales, Trichocomaceae.